CCGUAGUUCAUUUCUUCUUCCCGUUCUCUCUCUUCGCCAAGCCAAAAGGUCCGAGCUUUGCUUUCCUCGUCCCGGUUGUCAAUUGUCAUCUCUCGAAGACUUCGACACAAAAAUACACAAAAAGUGAAUUCCUCUAUUUUCUUUUCUCUCCUUUGCUCUAAAUAUAGUCAUUUUCUGCAACUCUCUAAAAUCAAAGAAGAAGAUACAAUGGCAGUGCAGAUUUUGUCAUUUUCACCUUCCUUGUCGUCGUCGCUCUCAUUAUCGUCAAGUGUAUUAUCAUCGGCAUUGGCCAUAACUGCUACUUAUAGGUUUCUUAUGAAUCCCAUUGAUCGGCAUGCUUUCGAUGGAGUUUGCAUUUGUGCCCCCACUGUGACCAACAAAAGGGCUGGAAUUAUUGCCUAUGUGUCUUUGGAAGUUGCUGAUGGCGGUGGGUCCCAGUCAGAAAGUGAUGAACAAGUGGAUCUGGCAUUUGAUAAAAUUCCAGCGGAUCCAAAGCUCCAGCGGAAGCUGGAGCACAAGAUGAAAAUGAAACUGUCGAAGAAGAUUAGGCUUCGAAGCAAGAAGCUACAAAGGAAACGGAGGAUGAGGAAGAGAGGCCGCCGGCCUCCUUCGAGAUGAAGAAGUGAAGCAAUGUCUGACUUUUGAGCUUCAAUUUAUCUUGGCAAUCUUGCAGUGAUUGAAGUGGUGGUAACCGAAGAGCAUGGUAACAUAUUAAGCUCGUAUUGAAACCUCAGGGCUGUGUCUUUUUGUUGGUCCUCACUAAGCCGGGUUAGUGAAAUUUGUUAUAAUUGUUCUGUAAUACAGAUGGACCUCUGGCUCUGGCAAUGAAGUGGAUAUUCUUACUUU
Molecule: messenger RNA, 846 nt
Organism: Juglans microcarpa x Juglans regia
Lineage: Eukaryota; Viridiplantae; Streptophyta; Magnoliopsida; Fagales; Juglandaceae
Product: 50S ribosomal protein 5 alpha, chloroplastic-like
Exons: 3
Coding region: 208-618 (136 amino acids)
Source: RefSeq, a predicted model, not a curated record